AUGACUCUGUCCCGGACCCUGAGCUCCCGCCUCGAAGCCAGUGAUAUAAUGCUGGCUCCCUUCCACAGCAUGGAUCAGUGCUCGCUGAGCUGGUACAACCUCUUAUUUACAGUGAAAUGGGUACAGGAGCCCCUGCAGGUGGUUCCUGCAGUGCCCGGGGGGACAAGCCUCAUGUAUGUCCCGCUAAACGAGAAGCUCCUUGAGUGCAAGGCUGAUGUUGAGUUCACAUCAGUAUCUACUGGGGCACUCAGCGUAAAGCUUGCCCGUAGCACAUGUUUGCUGCAGGAGGAUAUUCGGAACCUUCUGAAGGACUUCAGCCCGCUCCACGUCCACAAAGUCCAGAGUGGCUGCAAAUGUUUUGCAUUCGUGGAUCUGGGCUCCGUGCAGAAAGUGGCGCUGGCAGUGCAGGAGCUGAACGGGAGGUUCUUCCACAAACGAAAACUGUACGUGAAUUCCAAUAGAAGUUGUCCCAAGACGACCCCUGACAUGGCCGAAAGGCCCCGGGAGCUGCCGAAGGCUCCCGGUCCAGGAUCGGCCAGAAUCACCGCUUGUACACGGUUCAUCCCUAAAACUCACAGUGACGCCUGGAAGCCAGAGACACCUAGGACCGCCGGCGUCUUUGCAGUUCCCAUGGAAAUGAGGGGACCCUUCCUGGUGCUGCUGCUGAGGGAAUGCUUCCAAGACCUGAACUGGCUGGCCACCGUCUGGAACGUCGGCGGGGAGGUCGGGCUGCUCGUGACCAGUGUCGUCCCUCAGACUCCGUUCUUCUGGGCCAUGCACAUCACAGAGACCCUGCAGGAGAACAUGCAGACGCUGUUUGGUGCCCUGGCCGUGGCUGAGGAGCAACAGCCCUACCUGCAGCCUUCAGUCGUGCAGCGUGGGACCCGUGGCCUGGCUGAGCAUCACCUGGGCGACUACGGGUGGGCCUGGAACAGGUGCUGGGUGGUGGACCGUGUGGACAGCUGGGCCGUGGUCAUGUUCAUCGAUUUUGGCCAGUUGGCCACCAUCCCGGUGCAGUCCCUGCGCAGCCUGGACAGUGACGACUUCUGGGCCAUCCCCCCUCUGACUCAGCCCUUCAUGCUGGAGGAAGGCAUUUUGAGUUCAUGUCAGGUGAUCAACCGCAUCCUCAAGGGGAAAAUCACUGGUACUUUGAACUUGGAGUCGCACAUCCUGAAGUUUGAAGAGUUUAAAUAACGUGGCUCCCACCGGCAUGUUCCCUGCCCUCUCGUCUCCCUUCCGCUCUCGAGGCCUUGCGGUGACAAAGGCCACACUGGUGCCCCCGGGAUCGAUUUCAUUCCCAUUUGCUUUUACCCUUAGCUCGCCUCUCAGAAAAGAGUGAAGUCUGUUUGUCAUGUGUGUCCCGUUCCCCACUCAGCAUGACCACUGGAACCAAACACAGGCAGCUCCCACGCGGUCGAAAGCCUCAGGUGGCUGUGUAUGUCUCUCCUGAUGCCAGGUGCUGGGGAAUGGAGGGGCCCACUGCUUCGUUCUCCUGGCAUUCCUGGCAUCAUAGAAUCAGGUGGGAGCAUUUCAGCAGUGAGCCAGCACCGUGGUGAAUAAAUGUUGGCAUGUUGCACGA
Molecule: messenger RNA, 1579 nt
Organism: Rhinolophus ferrumequinum (greater horseshoe bat)
Lineage: Eukaryota; Metazoa; Chordata; Mammalia; Chiroptera; Rhinolophidae
Gene: TDRD10
Product: tudor domain containing 10
Exons: 12
Coding region: 1-1194 (397 amino acids)
Molecular function (GO): RNA binding
Source: RefSeq, a predicted model, not a curated record